This is a messenger RNA of Diabrotica balteata, 1640 nucleotides long. Lineage: Eukaryota; Metazoa; Arthropoda; Insecta; Coleoptera; Chrysomelidae. The record is from the annotation of a GenBank genome assembly.
CAUUAUAGCACUUUAGUAAUUUACAAAAAUACCCAUUUAUCAACACCAAAAGUUUCUUUUGUAUGUAUAGUUCUUAAUAGUGUUAGUUAUUGGUUUUCAAGACAAAAUCUCGUGUUAUAGAAGAUGAAGAUCUUAGCACCCCUUAUCUUAUUAUGCACACUAUACUAUCACAGCAGUUUGGCUAGAGAUGACGGAUUUCGUGGUAUUAUUUCUCCAACAAACCAAAAAAUGUAUGGACAAGCCUUAGAAGCCAUCUUUACUGUGGGUUUUCGACUUCAAGAUAUUCUAAAUAUGUCAACUGAACAAAAUUUAGUUGUUUCACCUCUCAGCACUGCAGCUAUCAUUGGGCAAUUAAUGAUAGGAGCCGAUGGUGAAUUUAGAGAAGAUCUUCACGACCUCCUUGGUCUCCCUCCUUCUUCAGCUUCAUUUAACGUAACCUAUUUUAGUAAAGAAAGAAACGAAAGUAUAAUCCUACCUUACGCUACGUUCCACAUGCAAUUGGCAAUUUUAAUAAAAAAUCUGAGACAACGAAAACCAGGUGAAGAAUUUGUCUUAAAUCUGGCAAAUGCAAUGUUUUACAACAGAGAUAUUGAUUUAAGAACUGUAUUUACUAGUAGUCUCAAUAAAAUGUACGAUGCGGAUAUUGAGCCAUUAGAUUUUACAAAAGAUACAACUAGAAUAAUUAACCAAUGGGCAUCGGAACGUACCAACGGCUUAAUCAAGUCCUUUUUAAGUUCUCCUCCUCCCAGCAGUACUGCUUCCAUGUUUCUUAAUUCCAUAUACUUUUACGCAGAAUGGGAAACGCCGUUUUCUGAUGCAUUGAAUCACAUGGAUACAUUUACAGUGAGUCCCUCACACAACGUCAGCGUUCUCUAUAUGGUAGGCAAACAGGAGGACGUACCCUAUGUGGAAACGAAGCAUUACAAGCUUGUUUGUUUACCGUACAAAAAUAGAGAACUUGGAAUGUAUAUUUUCCUCCCCAAUAUACAUCAUGAACACAAAUACAAUAUAAGAAAGUUUUUGGCUAGUUUAGAUCCAAAAGAGAUUGUAGAUUCUUUAUUGAAUAUGAAAAAUAGGUCAGUAGAUGUAAAAAUGCCAAAGUUACAUUUAACUAACACAAUCAGUUUGCUCAAACCCUUACAAAAGUAUGCGACGUUUAAAAAAUUUGAAGAUAACAAAACUCGCCAAAUAAACGGAAAUAAUUUAGAUAAUUUAGUUAAUCAAUUAAAGCAGUACGAAAAUUUCACACGUCCGGUUUACACAGAUAUUUAUUUGGAUAACGCCGCUCGAGGUGUUAAUCUGAAAGUUUCUGAUAUUUUCCAACAAACAAUAUUCUCCGUUAAUGAAAAAGGUACGGAAGCUGCCUCCGUUACAGCAGGCACUACCUUUUACGAGGGAGGAUCCAAAAGUUUAUUUUUAGGUAGGCCAUUUUCAUUUUUCAUCAGGCAUGAAGAAACUCAGGCUAUCAUUUACUGGGGUACGAUAACUAAUCCCGAAAAACAUUAAAGAAAGUAUUAUAAUUUGUUUUUUGUAUUGUAAGAACUUUUCUUUGUGAAAAGGUGACUGAUACACUUGUUGCAAGGUGGUUUAAUUUAUUAUAGUUAUUUGUAAUAUUAAUAUUAUUAAAUGUUUAAUUAUAA